GUCUCGUCGAUAAACUGUAGAGCGGUGCGGGGCCAGAACCUAUAAGUGGCCCCACCAUCGGUCUGUCGAUCUGAUCAUGGCAGCCAAUCAGAGCACGCUAUCAGUGGCGAGACGCGGUAGUGGUGCGCUCACCAGCACCAAAGCUUGAACCUUCCUGACUUCUUGACCAUCCGGGCGCACCUCUCUGUACUUAAACCCCGACCUUCGCGACCGGUCCAUAGUAUACUAUCCUGCGCAGGACUCUUCGCAAGCCAGCUGCCGAGUACGCACAUAGCCAUCCGACUUUAAAUAUACCACUACGAUGGACGAAUCCUUCAGAAGACAUUCCCAGGGGCGGCGCGUCUUCCUCGCUGAGCACCUCUCCCUGGCGCCGCUCACCUCUCGUCUACCGAUUAUGGAUUAUGACUACGAGCCAACCUCCGCCCCUCCCCACACGACCUACACUCAGGGGAGAUCUGCCCCUACAACUCCGCGGCUCCUGUCGCAUUCCUUAGAGCUACCACCCACACCACGAUCGCAACGGGGCGGCUCUGUCCCUACCUCCAAUGGCGGAGCCGCGGCUCUCUCCAAGAGCAAAUCCACCAACCAUCUCACGGGCAACAAGGGCCGGAGACACCGCGCACGUCGUCGCAACAACAACCAUGACGAGGAGCCAAACGACCCAGACUGGAUCCACCGCCUCGGUACAGUGAUCUCCGCCGAAGCUCGUGAAGCCCGGGGCCAGAGCUGGCUGCUCACCCGCGCCAGCUCCACCAGCCUCGGCAGCAACCACAACCCGCUCCUGUCGCCAGUGGGCUACCUGUACGGCCAAGAUGAGACGGAUCACUACACGGUGUCACGGGAGCGGGCGCUAGCUGCGAGUCGCCACGCCAGCCGCCGCGGCAGCGCCCAAUACUUCUCACCUCUGCAUAGCCAGCUUGCUAGCCGUAGGGGUAGCUAUACUCCCAGCUAUCUCAGCUUGCCGGUGACGCCUGCGGAUCGAAGGGGCGUUGCGUCCAACGGGAACGGGGAGGAUUACUUCGGUAACGGGGCGACAGCAGCGAAUGGGGACGGACAGGAACAGGGCGAGGACAUCACUAGGCCGGACUUUGUCAACCUGGACGAGACCCUCGAGGCGGCGGCCGUCCCGGUCGCCGUCCCGGUCGAGGAGGAUACGAGCGCGGAUGACGAGGCGUAUAUCCGCCGGCUGGUGAAACGUCAGAAGGGUGGGGUGUGGACGCAUUUCGCGAAGAUGUUCGGGUUCAGCGCAUCUUCCGUCUCUGAGGACGACGACGAUGACGAAGAUGAGGAAGAGGAAUGGGAGUGGGAGGAGGAGGAGGAGGAGGAGAGGGAGAGGUGGCGGACAGCGAACUUGAAGAGACUUCAGGCGGCUACGAUAAUGGCUAUGGGGGAUACGCGCGUCCCUCCACCUCCUGAGGACAAGGGCGGAUGGCGGGAUGCGGCGUGGCUUAUGAGCGUGGCGUCGAAGGUGCUCUUCUGAAUGGGCAAGGCAAGGCUGCACAUCGUCAGCCCUACGCCUCAUAACUGCAGCAUAUUUUCAAGGGGGCUGCUUCCGGCUCCGCCGGGCUGAACCCCUUAAGCACCCAUCCGCCUAAGCUCACUACGGCGGUGGGAGUUGUCGAACGGGGAGGAACUUUUUAUUCUAGUAACUCUCGAACGGGGUGGAAUUCUUUAUUCUAAAAGCUUCCGAGUCGGUGCUUUAACGCCGCUUGACUAAUUAAUAAUAUGAUCUU
Molecule: messenger RNA, 1733 nt
Organism: Chaetomium strumarium
Lineage: Eukaryota; Fungi; Ascomycota; Sordariomycetes; Sordariales; Chaetomiaceae
Exons: 1
Coding region: 302-1480 (392 amino acids)
Source: RefSeq, a predicted model, not a curated record